Molecule: messenger RNA, 3621 nt
Organism: Ceratotherium simum simum (southern white rhinoceros)
Lineage: Eukaryota; Metazoa; Chordata; Mammalia; Perissodactyla; Rhinocerotidae
Source: RefSeq, a predicted model, not a curated record
UGGAUUAAAUAAAUGAAAUUUGUUUGUAUGUUAUGGGUGGCAUAGGGGAAAUGCAAAAAGGGCAUAAUUUUCUGAAUGGAAUGUUUAUGUAUUUUGGAGGAAGUUUUAGGGAUGGUUUGUAUCUUGGGGGAGGGAUUAGAAAAUAUUUGGCAGCUCUUAUGAGAGGGGAGAGACCAUGAAAAUACUAUGAAAAUUCUAUGACUUAAGAUCUAAUUGGCAAACAGGGAAGAUGAAGAGGCAAGGAAGGCUCAUGAGGAGCAAGUCUUUGAGGUCAAAUGAUGGAAAGGGACUCUGGCAGAGGGGCAGCAUCGUGGGAAGUGACUCAUGUACUAUGUUGCCUGCCUCUGCACAAGCCAGGUCCCUGCCCAGCUGGUGUGGCAUCGAGCCCUUUGGCCUAGUAGGGACUAUGUACUGACAGAGCUGCGAGUAUCCAAGAUCCGUGGUCAUCGUUACUACGUUUGGACAACCAGUCCCUCCUCCCGUCUCUUGCCGCUGAAACCAGAGUGUGUGCGAGAGCUGGAACUGGAGCUGGAUGGACCCCUCUUGGAGGCUGACCCCUCCAAGAGUGACCCCAAGCCACUCCCCAGACCUAGCAACUCCGAGGACAAGAAGGGUCAAAAAGGUCUUGUCCGGGACUCCAGACUCUUAUCAUAUAUGGGAACGGUCACUGGCGUGCUGAAUCAGUCUGCUGGCCUCUAUGAGCUGGACGGGCAGCUGGGGCUUUGCUUCGCCUACCAGCAAUUCCAUGGUCUCAGGCGGGUGGUGCGCCCAGGAGUCUGUCUGGAACUCCAGGAUGUUCACCUCCUCCAGUCAGUGGGCGGAGGGACAAGAAGGCCAGUGCUAGCCCCCUGCCUCCGUGGUGCUGUUCUGCUUCGGGGCUUCUCUCGUCAGAAGCCUGAGACUCCGUCUCCCCACCAAGCCCAGGGGGCCUCCCUGUAUGAGCAGCUGGUAUGGGAACGUCAGUUAGGACUUCCCCUCUACCUGUGGGCUACCAAGGCCCUGGAGGAGCUGGCCUGCAAGCUGUGUCCCCAUGUGCUGAGACACCACCAGUUCCUGCAGCAUUCCUCUCGUGAGAACCCCAGCCUUGGGCUACAACUCCUGGGUCCUACCUUGGAUGUUCUAGCUUCAUCUUGCUGCCCCAGUCGGAGUUCACACAACGAGAUCCUUGAAGAGCCACAUCACUGUCCACUCCAGAAGUAUGCUCGGCUGCAGACUCCCUGCUCUUUCCCUACUCUGGCCGCCCUGAAAGAGGAAGGGCAGUGCAAGGCCUGGGCCUCCUUUGACCCUAAGACCCUUCUGCCCCUCCCAGAGGCUUCUCACUUGCCCAGUUACCAACUCAAUCAGCGCCUGGCCUGGUCCUGGCUCUGUCUACUGCCCUCUGCCUUCCACCCAGCACCGGUUUUACUUGGGGUUCUGGUGGCUUCAUCUCAUAAAGGUUGUCUGCAACUUCGAGACCAAAGUGGUUCCCUCCCCUGCCUCCUCCUGGACAAGCACUCAAAACCCCUCACUGACCCCCAGCUCAUAGGCUGCCUGGUGCGGGUAGAGAGGUUCCAGUUGAUUGUAGAGAGGAAGGUCAGAAGCAGCUUCCCUUCAUGGAAGGAACUGAGCAUGACAAGCUUCAUCCAGGAGCAGCAGGCCAGAGUCUACGUUCAGUUCUUUCUGGCCGAUGCCCUGAUCCUGCCUGUACCCAGACCCUUCCUUCACUUAGCCACCUCCUCAACACCUCCUCAGACAGAGCCCACCCUCCCAGAGGGUCCCCACCUAGGACAGAGCCGGCUAUUCUUGCUGUCCCACAAGGAGGCACUGAUGAAGAGGAACUUUUGUGUCCCCGCAGGAGCCAGUCUGGAAGUGCCCAGGCCCACCCUCAGUUUCCAUAUAUCAGGGAGCUGGGUUGGGGGCACCCAGAGGAACGAGGGGACUGGAUGGGGCCCACCUGAGCUCAAGGAAAAGGAGGACAAGGAUCAGAAGGUUUUCCUCAUCUUCCUUGGCUCCUCAGUUCGCUGGUUUGAGUUCUUGCACCCAGGGCAAGUGUACCGACUCGUGGCUCCUGGCCCUCCCGUGAGUAUGUUGUUUGAGGAGGGAGGUUCAUCCUGCAUAUCACAGCGUCCCCUGGAGUUGGCUGGCUGUGCGUCCUGCGUCACUGUCCAGGAUGAGUGGACCGUGGAACUUGCAAGCUCCCAGGACGUCCCAGAUGUGCCGGAUAUCAACCAGGCACUGCCUGAAUCCUCACUGACUGACCUGCUCAGUGCCAACUUCACCGAUUCCUUGGUAUCUUUCUCAGCUGAGAUUUUGUCACGGACACUGUGUGAGCUACUUCCAGCCCUUCUCUGGACGAAGCCUGGGAGCACUGGGGCCGUGAGAGGGUGUGUGAAGCUAACCGUAGCUCUGGAGACUGCUGACUGUGAAUUCCCCCCUCACUUGGACAUAUAUAUCGAAGACCCACACUUGCCUCCCCCACUAGGACUCCUUCCAGGAGCCCGAGUCUACUUUAGCCAGCUAGAGAAACGGGUUUCCAGAUCCUACAAUGUUUAUUGUUGUUUCCGGUCAUCUACUUAUGUGCAGGUCCUGAGUUUUCCCCCGGAUACCACAAUCAGUGCUCCCCUGCCCCACAUCUACCUGGCUGAACUUCUGCAGGGUGGCCGGGCCCCAUUCCGGGCCACUGCUUCUUGCCAUAUCGUUUCUGUCUUCAGCCUUCAGCUCCUCUGGGUGUGUGCCCGUUGUACCAGCCUCUGCCCCCAGGGAAGGUGUACUCGUCAGGGCCCCACUUGCUCCGCCCAGACAUCUAUAAGCCAGGCCAGUAUCAGGUUCCUGGUGGAGGACGGGACUGCUGAAGCUGUGGUGGCCUGUAGGAAUCAUCAGGUGGCAGCAGCACUAGGGCUGUGUCCUAGUGAGUGGACCUCUCUCCUAGAGUUUGUCCGAGGGCCUGGGAGAGUGGCUUUGCAAUUUACAGGGCCUGGAGCCCAACUUGAGUCCUCAGCCAAGACUGAUGAGCCCUUGACCCUCUUCCUCCGGACACUUUGUACCAGCCCCUCUGUCCUCCGCCCUAUUGUGCUUUCUUUUGAGCUUGAGAGGAAACCCUCCAAGAUCGUCCCGUUAGAACCUCCUCGGCUACAGCGAUUCCAGUGUGGGGAGCUGCCUUUACUGACCCGUGUGAGUCCCAGGAUCCGACUGUCAUGCCUCUCUAUCCAGGAGCCUGAGGACCCCAGCUCCCUGGAGGCCUUUGUUUCCUCCUGCUAACCGGAAGUACAACAAGGACCUGAAAGGUCUUCCUGCCCUGCUGGAAACCUUGAGGCCUGGGCUCCAGCUCUUCCCCCUUUUCGUGGCUCUCACCUUUUCUGUGAUUGAACCAGGACCCCAGAUCCCUGUAUUCACAAACUACUACACUAUUGUAAUUUCCCCUUAUUCUGGUGCCAACCUGCCUUGGGGAAAUUGUGGAAACUGGUAAUCAUGGUGCUGUUGAUAUUUCCUGUCUGGUUGGGGUCAAGGCACCUGUACUCACAGGUGGUCCUGAGCACCUGGGUUCUGCCUUUGUGGCCGGGGCCAGAGGAACAAAAGACUUGCCCCUUGUGGGGGUGCUUGUGACAGGCGCCUUGGUCUGCAAUAAAGCUCUGGUGAUGUUUC